AUGCACGCAAGCCAGGGUAAUUGCUCGAAACCUAUCAAGGGUAAGGAUAAGGAUGGCGAGGUUUUAGUCGUACCAGCAUGGAACAUCAGAAAGCUUAUGGGCGUUGCAGGUCAAGUGAUCACUGUCCACAUCCUUUCCAAAUAUCGUGUGGAUAUCGCUUGCUUAUCGGAGCUAUUAACAAAGCCUCCACCAAAAUAUGACAUGGUCAUAAUCGAGGAAGACUGGAAUACACGCGAAGAUCAUAAUGCGGCUGCGAUGAUCUCUACUCGAUGA
Dracunculus medinensis (Guinea worm) is the source of this 273-nucleotide messenger RNA. NCBI's taxonomy places the organism in Eukaryota, Metazoa, Nematoda, Chromadorea, Rhabditida, Dracunculidae. The record is from the annotation of a GenBank genome assembly.